Messenger RNA from Musa acuminata AAA Group (dessert banana), 2906 nucleotides. RefSeq names its product DIS3-like exonuclease 2. The coding region runs from base 90 to 2906 and encodes 938 amino acids. The record is from RefSeq and is a predicted model, not a curated record. Gene Ontology annotation, biological process: mRNA catabolic process. Gene Ontology annotation, molecular function: 3'-5'-RNA exonuclease activity; RNA binding. NCBI's taxonomy places the organism in Eukaryota, Viridiplantae, Streptophyta, Magnoliopsida, Zingiberales, Musaceae. The transcript has 6 exons. Gene Ontology annotation, cellular component: P-body.
UCUGUACCGUCGACGGUCUCCCGGUGGACGUUCUCAUUAAUGGAGCUGAUGCACAAAACAGAGCGAUAGAAGGUGAUGUGGUUGCUGUAAUGUUGGAUCCUGUUGUGUACUGGACCAAGUUGAGAGGAUCGAAUGAUGCUCUGAUCUCCAAGGCAACAACCGAUUCAACUAAGAACAGGGACUCCGAGAAGGGAGAAGCUGCAAGAGCUUUGGAGAGAAUACGUGCUACGUUGAGUUGCAAUCCAUCGAAGCGACCAACUGGGAGAGUCUUGUCUAUCAUCAGAAGCUCUCCUCUUCGUGAAGCAGUGAUUGGUCUUCUUGCUUCGAAUCCAUGGUUUCCUGAAGGAGAAGAAUAUGGAAGAGAGUUGGAUUACGUACAGCUGAUACCUACAAAUUCCAAAUUGCCAAUGAUGGUAAUCACCGUGGAAAGUCUUCCAGGUUGUGCAAAGGAAAGGCUCAUCAAUGGCGACGUAUCAAUCGAAAGGGAACUGGUAGCUGCUCGAAUAGAGGAGUGGAAGGAAGGAAGUGUCUGCCCCAAAGCACAGGUUAUCCGCAUGUUGGGGCGAGCGGAGGAAAUUGGGCCACAGAUCAGUGCUGUAUUGUUUGAGCAUGCAAUCAGAGCUGCAGACUUCUCUCCGGAGUCUUUGUCUUGUCUUCCAGAAGCACCAUGGAAGAUCCCUACGGAGGAAUAUGAGACCAGAAAGGACCUUAGAAACACUUGCACCUUCACAAUCGAUCCUGCGUCUGCAACCGACCUCGAUGAUGCAAUAUCUAUCGAAAAGGUAUCCGAAAAAGUAUUCCGAAUCGGUGUCCACAUCGCUGAUGUUUCAAGGUUUGUUCUUCCAGACACAGCAUUAGAUAGAGAAGCCCGAAUCCGAUCCACCAGUGUGUACAUACCGCAGCACAAGCUGCCAAUGUUGCCUCCAGAGCUUUCUGAGGAAGCGUGUUCGCUUGUACCAGGUGAGGAUAGGCUUGCCUUCUCCAUCACUUGGGACAUUGAUGACACCGGAAACAUCACCGGGCGGUGGAUCGGCCGAUCUGUGAUCCAUUCAUGCUGCAAGCUAUCAUACGAUGAUGCGCAGGACAUCAUUGAUGGAGGAUUUGAGGUUGAUGUUUCAGGGAAAACGGUACCUAAAUUGCAUGGGCAGUUUGAGUUAAAGGAUGUUGUUGAUUCUCUUAGAAGCCUGCAUGGGAUCACCAAGAAGAUGAGGGAGAUCAGAAUAAGAAAUGGAGCAGUUUGGAUUGAGACUCCUAAGCUUGUCUUCUUGUUGGAUGAGAGUGGGAAUCCAUAUGACAGCUUACUUGGUGUGAGGAAGGAGUCAAGUUAUCUUGUUGAGGAGUUGAUGUUGUUGGCAAAUAAAUCAGUUGCAGAGGUCAUAUCCAAGGCUUUCCCAGACUGUGCUCUACUUCGCAGGCAUGCUGAGCCUAUGUCGAUGAAGCUCAAAGAGUUCCAAGAAUUUUGUAGGAAACUCGAGUUGGAUGCUUCGUCAUCCGGCAAACUUCAGCUCGCACUACCCAAGAUGAGACAGAAACUGAAGAAUGAUCCUAUGUUGCUUCAAAUUCUUUUGGCACGUGCUGCAAGGACAAUGCAAUUAGCAGUCUAUUUUUGCACAGGAGAUUUGAGAGGCAGAGAAGAUGAGUGGGCUCAUUAUGGACUGUCAAUCCCACUCUACACACAUUUCACUUCUCCGUUGAGAAGAUAUCCUGACAUUAUUGUACAUAGAACAUUGGCUGCAGUGGUUGAAGCCGAAGAGGCUUAUGCGGAGAAAAGGCUGAGUUGUCCUGCAUCUGAUUCAGGUGAAUGGAUUGGCAAUGGAUGUUUUACUGGUCUUUAUUUUGAUAAGGAGGCUGCAGAAUCUGAGGAAGGUAGAGAAGCAUUGUUGUCUGCUGCUGUGAGAUGUGGAGUUCCUGCAUCUGAAGUGGUAUCUAAAGUUGCUGCAUAUUGUAAUGAAAGAAAAAGAUCUAGCAAGCAUGCUGAGCAAUAUGCAGAAAAUGUUUAUCUCUGGGCUUUGUUGAAGAACAAGGAGGUGAUGUUUUCCGAAGCUAGGGUUCUAACAGUAGGACCAUAUUUCAUGACAGUCUACAUAUACAAAUUAGCUAUUGAGAGGAGGAUAUAUUUUGGUGAAGUUGAAGGAUUGGCUAUUAAAUGGAUUGCAACUACUGAGGCUGUAGAAUCUGAGGAAGGUAGAGAAGCAUUGUUGUCUACUGCUGUGAGAUGUGGAGUUCCUGCAUCUGAAGUGGUAUCUGAAGUUGCUACAUAUUGCAAUGAAAAAAAAAUAUUUAGCAAGCAUGCUGAGCAAUUUGCAGAAAAUGUUUAUCUCUGGGCUUUGUUGAAGAACAAGGAGCCUCGAGGUCAAAACCGUAAUUAUGCCAAAACCCUAAUCUGCGCCGCCGUCGCUGCCUGCGUGUGCGGUGCUGCCGCUGAAGGGCUGGCCGUGGCUAUUACCGCGUCUACUACGACGUUGCGUGCGAUGCUGCCGCUACCAUCGCGGGGGCUACCUCUGCCCACGAGCGGCCGCUGCGGCGGUUCCAGCCCACGCGUGGUUGCUGCUAGCGCGCGACCGUCGCUAGUGCGCGGUUGCCACGCCACGAUGCUGCUUGUGCCGCUCGUGCUCGCUGCCACUACCUGCGCUCGGUUGCCGCGGUUCCCGCCUGCGCUUGGCCGUCGCCUUAGCGCGGCUGCUGCCGCUGCCCUCUAUCCACGGGGGCAACGGCUGCCGCCAUCUACGGCCACUGCCCUUCCGCAGGCACCUUAUGCGGGUGCCAGCAUUAUGUGUGAGGGCGACCGUCGCCUUCACAUGGGGUGCAGCCGUCGCCUUCCACGGUCACCACGUGCACAGGCGAUGAGGGAUGCCCGUGGUGCCGCCACAGCUCGCAAGCGGACCUCUGCCCAUGCACGACCGUGA